UGUUCAGGAACCGAGAGCAGAAUGAAUCUCAAUGGAGAGACAGAGCUUAUAUACACAGCAGCCGUGAGUCAUCUGUGAGUCAUGGUAGGAAAACCCGGGAAGUAGCCGGUCUUUUGGCUCUGUUGCUAGGAUACUGUGGCAUCUGGUGACGCCCCCCCCCCUUGGGCCGCUAGUUUGGUUGCUAGGGAAGACGUAGCAGGUGGGAUGCAGCUACGCAGUUGUAGGGGAGACGUCCACUACAAGUUCGUCGAAAUAUUUCACAAGUGAGACUUUGUUUGAGAAAAAAAAGAUUCCUUGUCUUCCUGAGGUGGUGCAUAAUAUUAAUGUUCCUGUUGUCUAUAUAAAAUAUAGCUGUUCAGACUCUGCAGACAAUGGCCCUUUUGCAUUUUAUUUUGGGCUUUCAUAAAUACUGGAUAAUUAUGUACUGUAAUUUCUUUUGUUAAAUGGUCUUCUCAUCACCUAUUGGGCAAUUACAGUCGCUCUCACCCUCUCAGGUUAAAUUCGUAAACGUUGGAUUGAAUUUGUAGUAAGGUUCUUAUGUUUAUUGGUCGAAUCGCCUAUUAACUAAACACAAUAGGUCUUGCCCAUACAGGUAAACGACAUUAAACUCUCCCACACGAUCGAUCAGUCUGAGGCGUUACUGAGUGAAGAGGAAGUAAACAAUGUGAAGCAGAAGGUAAAACAAGCGAACGACGAUCAGCUGAUCCUGAACCAAGAAACAUUUGGUCCAAUUCUUCCUAACACCACUGUUCUUGUGGUGCAGGUCCACAAGCGCCUGGAGAACCUACGCUAUCUGCUGGAGACGAUGAAGGCAGUGACAGGCAUCAACGAGACGUUAGUGAUCUUUAGCCACGACCUUUGGGACCCCGCCAUCAACGCUCUGGUCAGGAACAUCAAGGACUUCCGCGCGAUGCAGAUGUUCUUUCCAUUCAGCAUCCAGCUUCACGCCCACACCUUUCCUGGGAUCGACCCCAGAGACUGUGCUAGGAAUACAUCCAGACAGAGUAGUGGCAAGUGUCUCGGCCACCCCGACACGUAUGGGCACUACAGGGAGGCUCCUCUUACCCAGAUCAAACAUCACUGGUGGUGGAAGAUACACAGGGUGUUCGAGGAGGUGAGGGUGACCCGGGAGUCGGCAGGAUGGGUGGUGUUCUUGGAGGAGGACCAUUACCUUGCCCCUGACCUCCUCCAUGUCCUGCACCGACUCCUUCGGGACAAGGACACCCUCUGUCGCCAUUGUCAAGUGAUCGCCCUGGGAAACUAUAACAAACUCAAUGGUUUCCUCCAAAGAAAUACCGUUACGAUUAGUGACUGGCUGGUGACGACACACAACUUAGGCUACUCUUUAAACAGAAAUGCUUGGAAUCUCAUAAAAGAAUGUCGUGAACUCUUCUGCACCUUCGACGACUACAACUGGGACUGGACGCUGUAUAAGCUGGUCCUCUAUUGUACUAGACCCAGGCUGACGAUGCUGGGUGUCUCUCUGUCAAGGGUCCUCCAUGUUGGUAGCUGUGGUACACACACAAAAAGAAAUGCAUGUGAUACUAAGUCAGAAGUCCAGUCUGCAGCGAAGAGUUAUCAUGCAAAUGCACACUGGCUGUUCCCGGCCUCCCUCCAGGUGCUGAACAAGGCGGCGAUAUCUGUCAAGCUCGUAAAGCCCAACGGCGGGUGGGGGGACCAUCGCGACCAAGAGCUGUGUAGAGCUAUCGCUAACAACACCACCGCGGAAGACUCGCUCCUCAGUUUAAAGUCCAUUUAUCAAGAUAAAAUUGCAGUUACAUAAUUUUUGAAAAAUUGUGGAAUAUUUUCGGAAAAUUUGAUGGAAAA
Homarus americanus (American lobster) is the source of this 1827-nucleotide messenger RNA. Its product is annotated as alpha-1,6-mannosyl-glycoprotein 2-beta-N-acetylglucosaminyltransferase-like. Gene Ontology annotation, cellular component: Golgi stack; Golgi membrane. Bases 806 to 1783 code for a protein of 325 amino acids. The transcript is spliced from 6 exons. The record is from RefSeq and is a predicted model, not a curated record. Gene Ontology annotation, biological process: oligosaccharide biosynthetic process; protein N-linked glycosylation. Gene Ontology annotation, molecular function: alpha-1,6-mannosylglycoprotein 2-beta-N-acetylglucosaminyltransferase activity. Lineage: Eukaryota; Metazoa; Arthropoda; Malacostraca; Decapoda; Nephropidae.